GCCUGCGGUUGGAGGAACCUGAGGCGCGGGGCACGGGACCGCGAGGAGUCCGGACGGCGGCGGGCGCGAGGGCAGGCGUAGCCGGAGUGGUCGCGCCUGCGUCGACCGCCGCCUCGCGGCCUUCCUCUCCGCACGUCCCCUCCCUCUCCGCCGGGACGCGGGAGAGCCCGGCGCGCGACGGGGGCGCGAGGCGGAGCGGGCGGGGGCGGCCAAUGCGAAACUGGCUGGUGCUGCUGUGCCCGUGUGUGCUCGGGGCCGCGCUGCACCUCUGGCUGCGGCUGCGCUCCCCGCCGCCCGCCCGCGCCUCCGGGGCUGGCCGGGCAGAUCAGUUGGCCUCAUUUCCUCAGUGGAAGUCUAGUCACUAUGAUGUGGUAGUUGGUGUGUUGUCUGCUCGCAAUAACCACGAACUUCGAAAUGUGAUAAGAAGCACCUGGCUGAAGCAUUUAAUACAACAUCCAUCAUUAAGUCAACGCGUGCUUGUGAAGUUCAUAAUCGGUGCUCAUGGCUGCGACGUGCCCGUGGAAGACAGGGAAGAUCCUUAUUCUUGCAGACUGCUCAACAUCACGAAUCCGGUUUUGAACCAGGAAAUUGAGGCAUUCAGUCUUUCUGAAGACACUUCAUCAGGAAUUUCUGAGGACCGAGUUGUCAGCGUGAGCUUCCGAGUUCUCUACCCCAUCGUUAUUACCAGUCUUGGGGUGUUUUAUGAUGCCAGUGAUGUGGGUUUCCAGAGGAACAUCACGGUCAAGCUUUAUCAGGCAGAACAAGAGGAGGCUCUCUUCGUGGCCCGUUUCAGCCCCCCGAGCUGCGGCGUGCAGGUGAACAGGCUGUGGUACAAGCCCGUGGAGCAGUUCAUCCUGCCCGAGAGCUUUGAAGGUACCAUCGUGUGGGAGAGCCAAGACCUCCAAGGCCUCGUGUCAAGAAAUCUCCACAAAGUGACUGUGAAUGACGGCGGCGGCGUUCUCCGAGUGAUUACGGCUGGGGAGGGCGCCUUGCCCCAUGAGUUCAUGGAAGGUGUGGAGGGAGUGGCCGGUGGUUUUAUUUACACCAUUCAGGAAGGUGACACACUCUUACAAAACCUCCAUUCUCGCCCUCGAAGACUUCUUGACCACAUAAGUAACCUCCACAGGGAAGACGCCCUACUGAGGGAGGAAAGCAGCAUCUAUGAUGACAUUGUUUUUGUGGAUGUCGUGGACACUUACCGAAAUGUCCCUGCGAAAUUGCUGAACUUCUACAGAUGGACCGUGGAAACAACGAGCUUUGACUUACUGCUGAAGACAGACGACGACUGUUACAUAGACUUGGAGGCUGUAUUUAAUAGGAUUGCCCACAAGAAUCUGGAUGGGCCUAAUUUUUGGUGGGGAAAUUUCAGACUGAACUGGGCAGUGGACCGAACCGGCAAGUGGCAGGAGCUGGAGUACCCCAGUCCUGCCUACCCAGCCUUUGCCUGUGGCUCGGGGUACGUCAUCUCCAGGGACAUCGUGCACUGGCUCGCCAGCAACGCGGGCAGACUGAAGACCUAUCAGGGUGAAGACGUGAGCAUGGGCAUCUGGAUGGCAGCCAUAGGACCUGCGCGCUACCAGGACGGCCUGUGGCUGUGUGAGAAGACGUGUGAGACGGGAAUGCUGUCCUCCCCGCAGUACUCGCCCCGGGAGCUGGCGCGGCUGUGGCAGCUGAAGGAACUGUGUGGGGAUCCUUGUCAGUGCGAAGCAGCAGCGGGAGGGUUUUAACUUGCUGUGCCGGAGGAGGACGGUACGCCUCGGAGCAGCUGGGGUCAGUCGGAGGGGAGCCCGCAGUUAGGCAACAAGCGCUGUGGUCUUUCCAGAUAGUUCUAGGUUGGCACUUUUUACCUGAAACCAAUGUGAUAUUUCUAAAUGUUUGCACAAAAUUUCCUUUUUAAAAAUCAACUGAUACUGUACAUAAAAAUUUUAUUUCCAUAUUGGAAGACCAUUUGAAAAACACCAAAUUGUUUUAUAAAACAUGUUUCUAAAA
Molecule: messenger RNA, 1989 nt
Organism: Lontra canadensis (Northern American river otter)
Lineage: Eukaryota; Metazoa; Chordata; Mammalia; Carnivora; Mustelidae
Product: UDP-GalNAc:beta-1,3-N-acetylgalactosaminyltransferase 2
Exons: 12
Coding region: 213-1727 (504 amino acids)
Cellular component (GO): membrane
Molecular function (GO): hexosyltransferase activity
Source: RefSeq, a predicted model, not a curated record